Molecule: messenger RNA, 1179 nt
Organism: Lepus europaeus (European hare)
Lineage: Eukaryota; Metazoa; Chordata; Mammalia; Lagomorpha; Leporidae
Product: glutathione S-transferase Yc-like
Exons: 11
Coding region: 1-1179 (392 amino acids)
Biological process (GO): glutathione metabolic process; xenobiotic metabolic process
Cellular component (GO): cytosol; extracellular exosome
Molecular function (GO): glutathione transferase activity
Source: RefSeq, a predicted model, not a curated record
AUGGCUGGGAAGCCCAAACUUCACUAUACGGAUGCACGGGGCAGUAUGGAACCCAUCCGGUGGCUUCUGGCUGCAGCUGGUGAAAAAUUUGAAGAGAAAUUUAUAACAUCUCGAGAAGACAUGCAGAAAAUUAAAAAUGAUGAAAGUUAUAUGUUCCAACAAGUGCCCAUGGUUGAGAUUGAUGGGAUGAAGCUGGUGCAGACCAGAGCCAUUCUCAACUAUAUUGCAGACAAGCACAACCUCUAUGGGAAAGACAUAAAGGAGAGAGCACUGAUUGAUAUGUAUACAGAAGGCAUAGCAGAUUUGAAUCAACUGGUUCUUCAAUACCCAUUCCUUCCACCUGGGGAACAAGAGGCAAGCCUUGCUCAGAUAAAAGAAAAAGCAAGAAACCGCUAUUUUUCUGCCUUUGAAAAGGUUUUGAAGAGCCAUGGACAAGACUACCUUGUUGGCAACAGGCUGAGCAAGGCAGACAUUCACCUGGUUGAACUUAUCUAUAAUAUGGAAGAACUGGACCCCAAUGUGAUUGCCAGCUUCCCUCUGCUGCAGGCCCUGAAAACAAGAAUCAGCAGCCUCCCCACUGUGAAGAAGUUUCUUCAGCCUGGAAUCCAGAGGAAGCCGCCUUUGAAUGAGAAAAGUAAGGAAGAAAUAUUGAAGAUUUUCAUGCUUCAUAAUGAGAUUGUUGAAUUGGCUGAAAGUGUUGGUCAGGAUGAGUCACUGAUGUUCCAGAAAGGGCCUAAGGCUGAGAUAGAUGGGAUGAAGUUGGUGCAGACCAGAGCCAUUCUCAACUGCAUUGCCAACAAAUACAACUUCUAUGGAAAAGACAUACAAGAGAGAGCCCUGUGCUCUGUAUUCUCUGUUCUUACAUCAGCAGAUAAUGCAGGGGUGAUGUGUAAUUAUCAUAAGACCUUCAGGCAACACCGUCCUGGAUUAUCAAGAAAGGCCCUGAAUCCAAUGACAAGUGUCCCCAUAACACAGAGAAGAAAAGUCAGACAGGCAAGGGGUGAGGAGGUGGAAGACAGAGGGAGAGACUACCAUGAUGUGGCCACAGCAUCAGAAGCCACUGGCUGCAUGGCCCACACUGGGAAGGAAGAGGUCCCACCAUGCUCGGGGUUGGGGUUUACCUGCGACUCUGCUUCUGAGGAAAGAGAAGUUUAUUUAGCUCACAGUUUUGGAGAGUGA